Molecule: messenger RNA, 5078 nt
Organism: Seriola dumerili (greater amberjack)
Lineage: Eukaryota; Metazoa; Chordata; Actinopteri; Carangiformes; Carangidae
Exons: 56
Coding region: 11-4912 (1633 amino acids)
Molecular function (GO): protein binding
Source: RefSeq, a predicted model, not a curated record
GAGACAGGCAAUGGCUGGAAAUUCUCACUUCAUUUGGAUUCCCCUGCUUCUCUCCUGUAUCUGUCAAGCUUCUGACAACAGACACGUCCAACAUGAUGAGACGGUUCUUGUCAAAAAUGCAGGAAUUUCAGAGUUGGACAAAAUCCUUUCAAGGAUCCCAAUAACACUACCAGAGGGAAUUGAUCCCAAGAAUGUAAAUGUCACGUCAAUUACUAUCAAAACCUGUUCUGGUAUGAAGGAAGAGUUAGCAUUGCUGAACAGGCAACUUCAGCAGACAACUCUCCACAACAGCAAACUAGAUGAGGAAGCCUUUGGGCUGAGGAGGGAAGCCAGACAGCUGAGACUGAAGCUUGCUACUUGCACUUCGACAACCUCAACAAUUACCGUCUCUUAUCAAACCCAGCUGCAGAAUAAAGUGAAAGAGGAGCUGGAGAAGUUUGAUAGUGACACAUUUCUGGUUCUGAAAAUCCUUGCACUCACCAGGGAGGUGAAAACAUUAGAGAACAAGAUCAAACUUGCUGCUAAUUCUUCUGAAAUUACCACUGGCCCCACAGAGCUACAGCGUGAGCUGCAAGAGAAGAUCGCUGAACUGAAUGCUAAGCAGCAGCAAAUUGAAAGAACCCGCACAACUUCAGCACUAAUUCUUCAGAUCAUCUCACUGCAAAAUCAGAUCUGGGAUGUAGAACAGGAAGUAUCAAGAAGAGGAGAAACUGGUCUUCAGGACAACAGUAAAAUUAUGGCUCUACAAGAACAACUGGACAAGAAGAUCAGCGAGCUACAACGCAAAGAAGACGAGACCUCACCUGUCCUGGAGCUGACUGCUGUGAGCAGUAAGAUUGCAGCGAUAGAGAGGCUCAUCAGUUUCCACACUGAGAAAUCCAGUACUAGUACUGCUGAUUACCAGAGGCAAAUGAAAGAAAAGACUGAUCUCCUUAAAAAGAAGAUUUUACAGUUGAACCGCGAGGAGAGAAACACAGACCUUACCAACGAAAUUUUGACUCUGCAGGCUGAAAUGUUGCAUAUUAGGCAAUUAAUGUUGAGCUCCAAAACAUUAUCUGAUGCCCGACUUAAAGAGCUGAAAUCUUAUUUGGAGGCAGAGAAGAAACUACAAGAAAACUUAGAGAAACAACUAGGGGCAGUCGAGCCUGACCAGUCACAACGGAUCUUGAACAUCAUCACCUUGAUGAAAGAGCUGAGAGAGCUGAAGAAUGAUGAGCAACAGCAGACAACACCAAUAAACCAACUCAGCCGUCUUCAGACUCUGCUUCAAGCCAAAGAAAGGGACUAUGCCAAAGCUCAGGCUGACAUAAAAGAGCUGCAGGAGAAACUGGAGUUAAAGAGUAAAGAAUGCUCUGGACUUGAGGAAAGAUAUGCAAAUGUAAAGACUGAAUUUGAGCAGAAGAUCGCAGAACUCAACAGAACCGGAGACUCCAAAGCGGCACUCAUUCUGAACGUGAUAAACUUGCACGAUGAGCUGAGAACUCUGACGGAUCUUAUCUCUAAAACACAAGACCCAGACAGCCUCUCAGAGCUGCAGAAGCAACUGGAGGAGAAGCAAGAACAACUGAACUCCAAGACUGCUCAAAUAAAGGGACUUAUUGCCAACCCCAAAAUAAUUUUAACAAUCAUUGAGCUGCAGAAUGAAAUCUGGGACCUUCAGAAUAAGGGUGCCAAUGGGACCACAAGUAACCGUAUAAAAGAGUUGCAAUCCAGAGUGGACAGCCUCAUCAGCGACAUAGAUGGCAAAGGCAACGAAAACACGAAACUGAUGCUGAAAAUCAUGACGCUGCAGAGUCAGGUGGAGCAGCUGCAGAAACAGCUGGCAGACCUCGAUGUGUUACGAACCUCUCAGGUAACCGAGCUGGGGUUUGAUCUGAGGACCAAGAGGAAAGAACUGCAGGACUAUGUCAAUGAGCUCCAUGAGAAGAAUCAGACGAACACCAGACUGAUUCUGACAGUCACUAAUCUGCGCAACCAACUCAGAAACCUAGAAGAAGAACGUCGCAGUGAUAACACCACAUCGUCUUUAACAAUUACUCAGCUGCAGGAACAGCUGAGGGCGAAAAGGGUGACGUACUCACGUGAUCAGGCCGCGAUCAAGACCCUUAAGAAUCUGCUUCAAGCUGAACAAAAGACAUGCGAAUUAGCUCAGGCUCAGGUCACAGAUCUGCAGAGUAAACUGAAGUUAAAGAGUGAAGAAUGCUCUAGUCUUGAGGAAAGAUAUACGGAGACAAAGACUGAACUGGAGCAGAAGAUCGUAGAGCUCGACGGAGCCGGAGACUCUAAAGCGGCACUCAUUCUCAACGUGAUAAAUCUGCACGAUGAGCUGAAGAGUCUGACGGAUCUGAUCUCAACCACAGAAGAACCAGAAAAGAUCGUAGAGCUGCAGAGACAGCUGGAGGAGAAGCAGGAAGAGCUGAAGUCCAAGACGGCAGACAUCCAGAGAGUGAUUGCCGACCCCAAAAUAAUUUUAACAAUCAUUGAGCUGCAGAAUGAAAUCUGGGACCUUCAGAAUAAGGGUACCAAUGAGACCACAAGUAACCGUAUAAAAGAGCUGCAGGCCAGAGUGGACAGCCUCAUCGGUGACGCAGGCGAGAAAGGCAACGAAAACACAAAACUGAUGCUGAGGAUCAUGACGCUGCAGAAUCAGGUUGAGCAGAUGCAAAGACAGUUGUCAGACGUCAAGGCAGUAAAAUCCACACAGGUGACCCAGCUUGAAAACGAUCUUGAUACGAAGAAGAACGAGCUGCAGAGAUAUGUCGAUGAGCUGAGGGAGAAGAAUCAGGAAAAUGCCGAACUGAUUCUGUCCAUCACUGGUCUGAACAACCAGCUCAGACAGCUACAGGAAGAAAAGCAAAAUGAGGGCCAGAAAACUUCUGCUUCAAUUACCAAGCUAAGAGAACAACUGAAGAUAAAAGCAGAGGAGCACUCUCGUGAUCAGGAUACCAUCAAAGCUCUGGAGAGUAAACUGAACCAGACGGAGGCACAGUGUUCCAGUCAUGAGCAGGAGAUUAAAAAGCUGCAAAGUGACCUGGACGAGAACAUGAAGAAGCUGGAGUCUGAAUCUAACAGUGUCACGACACUCGCUCUUCAAGUUUCUACAUUGAGCAUGCAACUGGAGGAGUUACAGAAACAACUGCAAAAAACUGAAUCCAAAGCCAAGAUAAAAGAGCUUCAAGCACAAAUAGAGGAAAAGAAUAAGGAGUUGGCCAAAAAGACAGAGGAGCUGAAAACAAGAAGCGCUCAACCACAGAGACUUCUACAGAUUAUCACAAUACAAACAGAGAUAGAGAAGUACAUGAAUGCUGCAGCAAACGACACAGACUACGUUAGGAUCACAGCACUCCAAGACCAUUUGAAUUAUCUCGUUGAGGGAAUUCAAGAUGAAAAAGAUGAAAAUACCAAACUGGUGUUUCAGGUCCUCACUCACCAAGAUGAAAUAGCAAGACUGAAGAAGCAAGAGGAUAAUCAGAGACAAGCUCUGUUAGACAAGAUCAAAGCCCUGGAGGAUGAACUGGACGACGUCAGACGUCAGAUAGCAGAGAAGUCGCAGCUGCUGGAAUCACAUGACAUGAGGAUUCCUAAUCUGUCGACUCAAAUAAUUGAGCUUCACCAGAGAAUCAAACCACUGGAAGAUGAAAUAUCAACCCUCAAUGAAACAUAUGCUGAGAAUAUGGCAGAGCUUCAGGCGAGACUGACUUUGACACAAAAGCAACUGCAAGACAGUGAACUUCGUCUCAAGGACACAGAUGCAAAGAAUUUUAACUCGAUAAUGGAAAUCGCUGAUCUGAGGGCACAGCUGAAAAAGGCUCAGAAAAAGGCAUCCAAAGCUGCGGAAAAAAAUAUCAAUGACCUGGAACUGCAACUUCAAUUGCAACAAAAAGAGAACAAAAAGCUGGAAAUCACAAAUAGAGACUUAAAGCAAGAGGUCAAAGAACUGAAAAUGUGCUGCAAUGAUGCCAACACCCACUGUGAAGAAUUAAAAAGACAACUGCAACAGAGCCAGGAGGAUGCAGAUCGCCUGCAGCGGCAGCUGAGGGAGAGGGACGCUGCCUUCAAACAGCUGCAGCAGGAUUUUAAAGACCAGACCGAGGAGAAUCAAAAACUGCAGUCUGAAAACAGCAACAAGGAGAGGCAGGUGAAAGACGCUGUGGAGAACGCUGCUAACCUACAGCAGCAGCUGCAGGAGAAGGACGCCUUGAUCAACCAGCUGCAGCAGGAGGUAGACCAACGGACCGCGGACUAUCACAAAGUGCAGGACGACUACGACAACCUGCAAAAUGAGAAGAACGAUCUUGAGAGCAGAGUGCAAGAUCUUCAAGACAAACUAACUGAUGUGGAAGAUAAGACGAUCCAUAUCAGUAAGAUGACUUUUGAUCCGAACACAGCACACCCAAGAAUAUCUCUGUCUGCAGAUAAAACUGAGAUGUCCACUACUGAGGAAAUACUUGUCCGCGACAAUCCAAACCGGUUUGAUGUGGUUCUCGCUGCCUUGGGCAAGUCUGGCUUCUCAAGUGGCAGACAUUACUGGGAGGUGUCUAUAACUGGGAAGCUUUGUUACCACAUUGGCAUGUCCAGUGAAUCUGCUCCAAGAAAGGGAUCAUUUCCAUUCAGUCCAACAAAUGGCUACUGGACUAUAGUGAUGAACAAACAGGGCCAGCAUAGAGCUUUAGAUAGGAGACCUGUUUCUAUUUCAAUUACAACGCAACCUCUUCAACUGGGUGUUCUGCUGGACUACAAGGCCGGGCAGAUCUCUUUUUAUGACUCUGGUGCCAGAGCUCAUAUGUACACAUUUGUGGGUCAAAAGUUUACAGACAAAAUUCAUCCAUUCAUCAAUUACUGUGUUGAUGAGGUUGAAAAUCCAGCUCCAAUAGUUUUACUUACUCCGGGAUCAGCUGACUGGAUAAAAUAAAUAACUGUGCAAGUUACAUUUUGUCCUAUGUGUCAAAGCUUAGCAGUUUAACUCAUUUGUAAUCAUCGCAGUAGGUAAUAAAAGAGUCCCUGAGAAUGUAGAGGUCUUACACACACUUCUGUUAGUACUGCUGUUGUAUGUUUCAGACAAUAAAAACACAGACAAC